Messenger RNA from Paraglomus occultum, 604 nucleotides. Lineage: Eukaryota; Fungi; Glomeromycota; Glomeromycetes; Paraglomerales; Paraglomeraceae. The record is from the annotation of a GenBank genome assembly.
AUGACGUUCGCUGAGUGGGUAUUCUAUAGUGCGAUCAACUUGCAGAAUGAAAUACCAACGUAUGCUACGUUUGAUGAUAUGUUAAAAAUUCUCCACAAGAAAGAAGGUGCUAUGAAACUCCUCCGUACCUAUUUCCUUGGAUCUCUAGACCCUGUUGUUGUCACAAAUGAUCAUGAACGCGAAAUAGGAGGAUUUCUAGUAGGCCUAGGCGUUCUUGAGAUCGUUGGAAAUGUCAACAAAAGGGACACUUUCAAAAUAUCAUCCCCUUACAUCGACAUGAUAAUCCGACCAGAAAUCUUGAAAAAUGCUUUGAAAUUUUUUGAUCAAACUAUCAUUUGUCAAGCACCCAAUCGAUCGUUUAAGAUGGCAAAAGUCCCUGUGGGAGGCGUUCGAAACACUGCUGUCCCUCGAGAAAUGGUUAUACUUGAAGUUUUGGCCGCAGGAACUGAUAAAGAACUUGAACAUUUUACCCGGUCACUUGAAUAUGCAAAGAAUUUUUCUAAAGCUGGAGCAGCCGGAGUUGAAGUCUGGGUCAUUAAUUUCACCCGUGCGGAUGAUACUCUUUCAAACCCUUAUUGGCAGAGCGACAAGCAGGCAGCAGAUG